UACGGGGACGCGCCCUUGCAUCGAUUGCUUUGUUUGCAUCUUCAUUUCUGCCGCAUCAAUACCGCGCACCGCAGCGUCACGUGAGGCGGCUUCAGUUUCGCGAUGGCCUCCAAGGCUCCCAAAGCCCCGUACACGCCCAUCCCCAAGGGCGAGGCGCUGACCAUUGUGCUCGCCGCCUAUGUCCCCGCCCUGCUCCUCUGCCUCUAUGGGCGUCUCCCGGAAUCAGUCGCGAGCUUCUAUGCCGCGCAUCCCGUCGAGCUGAUUGCGGGCACCUUCUAUCUACCCAUGCUGGGCAUAAUGUACCUGCACCCCCGCUCGCCCCUGCGCUUGGCCAUCAUUCCAAUCGUUGCUCUGGGCUACUUCGCCUACCGCACCGCCGUCCCGCGCUUCAUCGCGAACAGGUCCCGUGCUAGUUUUCCCGAAGGCCCGUUCUACCUGCUGUUUCUCACGGCCGUCGACGCGCUCGUGCUGCGCCGCAUCUAUCUCGGCCAGGAUGGCAAGGAAAAGUCUGAGCGUCUCGUAUCUCGGGAAUCAACCAAGACCAAAGCGAAUGCGCAAGACACAAGCGGCAUCCUGUCUUGGAGAGCACUUGGAUGGGCGCACAAAGUUGUCUUCAGUUACCGCGCCAUUGGCUUGCCGAAGCAAACGCCAAAUAUUCCCAAGUGGUCCAACAAGGACCCCAGCUACGUGCCUUCCAGGACUGCAUUCCUCGUGAGGCGAGGUCUUGCUGUCGUGGGCGCAUUUCUAGUGAUUGAUUUCCUCAGCCAGCAACCCAAGCCUGAUCCUGAGGACUUUUCAGCAGAAAAGGCCUUGCUUUUCCCGCCAGCACAUACUCUCAAUGGCGCGACCAUUGGCACGCGCAUCUUCAGCACAGUGCUCUGGUGGACUAUCCUGCGCCUCAACAUUGGGUUGUUCUACAACCUCUUCAGCUGGUUCGGCGUGGCGACGUUCCUGACCAAGCCCGCGGACUGGCCACCAUACUUCGGUAGCGUGUUCGAUUCGUACAAUCUGCGCAGAUUUUGGUCGGUGUUCUGGCACACUGGUCUGCGAAACCCGCUCAGCAGCACCGCCAAUUUCUUCGCCUACGAUGUCCUUCGCCUGCCGAAGGGAUCCCUGUUCGGCCGCUACACCAGCGCUUACCUGACGUUCGCGCUAUCCGGCUUUGUCCACACACUGAUGGAUAACACAGCGGGCAUCCCGCUCGCGAGGAACACGGCGUGGAAGCUGUUUGUGACGCAGGCCGUUGGUAUCACCAUUGAAGACUUCGUCGAAAGCACCUACCACAGAGUCGCCGGGCCGAGCAACAGCAAGUCCACCGCUUUGUGGAAGAAGGCUAUUGGCUUUGUUUGGGUUCUGGCCUGGAUGUCGUGGACGACUCCGUCGUGGAGCUACCAAAACAUGACCCACGACGGCGAGCCACUGUAUCCCUUCAGUGCAUUCGCGAGCUUCAAGGCUCUCACGGCAAAGGCAAGUUAGGCGGGCGGUGUGACGAGCUUCAAGGCCGCGUACGGAGAAUGUAUGUGGUAGAAGGUAAGAUAGAACGUGAGGAACUGUAUUAGACUGUACAUGCACUGGAAACAUCACAAUUUGUGCGAGCGUUCGGAUGAUCAGGCAGAACGGAAGCAUUUGGAUGGAAGACUAAAGCGGGGUAGCUCCGGGGA
This is a messenger RNA of Paraphaeosphaeria sporulosa, 1661 nucleotides long. RefSeq lists its product as uncharacterized. Lineage: Eukaryota; Fungi; Ascomycota; Dothideomycetes; Pleosporales; Didymosphaeriaceae. Bases 103 to 1476 code for a protein of 457 amino acids. The record is from RefSeq and is a predicted model, not a curated record. The transcript has 2 exons. Gene Ontology annotation, biological process: lipid metabolic process.